CCAGUCAGCGCCUUGGCCUCGCCGCAGUCUCGUGGCAGCCGUGCGGUCCGCUCCGUGACCCAGCCAGCGCUUGUGUUUAGUGUGCGAGUGUCUCCCGGCGUGCGUUGGUGUUUUGUUGUCGCGGCGCAGCUGUUGGUGAUUCGCUCCCAACGCGACUUGGUGACUGACUCGCAUCUCCCUCUCUCAAUCUCAUUCCCCGUCUCUUGUCUCUUUCUCGCUCCUCUUACAUUGUGUCUCGUCUUUGUGCCGACGGGAGAGGAAAGUCCCGUGUCUUCGUACUUGAAUACCGAGUUGAGUGUCUCUGCGAAAAGUGUGUCACAAGCCAGCUGUGUAAACAGUAUCUUCAGACAAUUUCUUUUAAGGGAGCAUACAUUAGGCUCCCUCGUUAGUGAUAGUGUCAAGUCCAAGGGAGUAUCGCAUCAGUCAUCAAGAUGCCCAAACCGGUAAAUGUGCGGGUGACGACCAUGGACGCGGAGCUGGAGUUCGCGAUCCAGCCCAACACCACCGGAAAACAGCUGUUCGAUCAGGUGGUGAAGACCAUCGGCCUCCGGGAGAUCUGGUUCUUCGGCCUGCAGUACGUGGACUCCAAGGGCUACACCACGUGGCUCAAGCUCAACAAGCGGGUUCUCUCACAAGAUGUCAAGAAGGAGACGCCACUGCAGUUCAAAUUCAGAGCCAAAUUCUACCCAGAGGAUGUGGCCGAGGAGAUCAUCCAGGACAUUACACUGCGUCUGUUCUACCUGCAAGUGAAGAAUGCUAUCCUGAGCGAUGACAUCUACUGCCCCCCGGAGACGUCAGUACUCCUGGCUUCAUAUGCAGUGCAGGCCAAGUAUGGAGACCAUGGCUCAGACCUUCACAAACCAGGCUUCCUGGCAAAUGACCGGUUACUGCCCCAGCGUGUCAUGGACCAGCACAAGCUGACACGUGAGGAGUGGGAAGAGAGGAUAAUCACCUGGUACCAUGAACACAAGGGCAUGCUCAGAGAGGAUGCCAUGAUGGAAUACCUUAAAUUGGCACAGGAUCUGGAGAUGUACGGAGUUAAUUACUUUGACAUCAAGAACAAGAAGGGCACUGAGCUGUGGCUAGGCGUUGAUGCUCUUGGUCUGAAUAUCUAUGAAAAGGAUGACAAGUUAACUCCCAAGAUUGGCUUCCCAUGGUCUGAAAUCAGAAAUAUCUCCUUCAAUGACCGCAAAUUCGUUAUCAAACCCAUUGACAAGAAAGCCCCAGACUUUGUCUUCUUUGCCCCUCGUUUACGCAUCAACAAGCGUAUCCUUGCUCUCUGCAUGGGCAACCAUGAGCUGUACAUGCGUCGCCGCAAGCCAGACACCAUUGAGGUCCAGCAAAUGAAGGCACAAGCUCGUGAGGAGAAGUUAGCAAAGCAGCAAGAAAGAGAAAAGCUGGCUAGAGAAAUUGCUCUUCGCGAGGAGGCAGAGAAGAAGCAGAAAGAAUAUGAAGAACGCCUGAAAUCAAUGCAAGAGGAGAUGGAGAGGAGGCAGAAGGAGUUGGUGGAAGCACAGGAAACCAUCCGACGACUGGAAGAACAGCUGAGACAAUUGCAGGCAGCCAAGGAAGAGCUUGAGAACAAGCAGCAGGAACUCCACGAUAUGAUGGUCCGUCUCGAACAGGCAAAGGAAAUGGAAGCGGAAGAGAAGCUCAAACUGGAGGAAGAGAUCCGCACCAAACAGGAGGAAGUAAGCAGGAUCCAGGAAGAAGUCAACUUGAAGGACGAAGAGACCAAAAAGCUUCAGAUGCUGAAACUGCGGCUUUCUGAGGGACAACCAAGGGUAGGCGUGGGUGGUAAGCAAGAGGUUGAGGAAGCUCGCAUGAAACAAGAGGAAGCCACUGCUGCUCUCUUGGCUGCUUCUUCUACCCCUCAGCACCACCACGUAGCUGAGCAGGAAGACACUGAGGAGAAUGAUGACAUCCCUAAUGGAGACAUCUCCAAGGACCUCUACAUUGGAGACGAGCCCAUUGAAGAUCCAGUGGAGGAAAGGAGGACUCUUGCUGAGCGCAAUGAGCGACUUCAGAACCAGCUUAAGGCUCUCAAGCAUGACCUUGAGUCCACACGAGAUACUGAAAAGGAAACCACCAUGGACAAAAUUCACAAGGAGAAUGUGCGACAGGGCAGAGACAAGUACAAGACGCUGAGGGAAAUCCGCAAGGGCAACACCAAGCGACGAGUAGAUCAGUUUGAAAACUUGUAAACAAUCUGUCCAAGGACCAACACAUCUUCACACUCUUGCUUUCCUAUAGAGAUUUACUCCCACAUUUCCUUUCAUAUUUUUUUCUUCUUUUAUACAUAGGCUUAUGUCAUACAUUUCUAUUGCUUUGCUACACAAAUUUGACAAACUUCUGAGAUGCAAAAACUUUACUGAUUUUAUUGUUAUUAAAUAUUAUUAUUAUUAUUGUUAUUAAUAUUAUAAUCACAAUUAUUAUUAUUUUUUAUUAUUAUUACAAUCAUCUUUAUUAUUAUUUCUAUUAUUAUUACUUUAGAAGCCUGUGAAAUAUGUGAAUUCAGGUUUUGAUGAGUUCACAUUCUAUUUCCAUUUACUACAUAAAAUAGUAUUGUCUUUGGAGAAAUAAAUAGGUAACUGUGCCCUACAUGAUCUUUAUAUAUAAUAAUGGAAAUUUGUAUGUAUGUAAUAUAGGUGAAAUGAGUGAUGUACUCUUGUCCUUGUUAAAAUUGGACCACAUCAAAAAAAAAAAGAAAAAAAAAGAAAAAAAGUAGUCAUAUCAUAAUCUAAAUGAAUGCAUUUCUCAUGUCUCAAGCAUGGGAGAAAACAUUAAGACAACACUUCCUUACUUAGUGUGAACAAUGUGAUAUGGACCAUUUCAGAUGGUGCUGGACCAUGCAAGUAACUUACCCUCCCUCCCACCCUCCCUCCCUCCUUUCCCUCUCCCCUUUCUGCCCCCUUGAAUUUUCAUCUCUCAAUUUAUUUGGUAACUUUCAUUCCCAGUAACUUGACACUUGAAAGGUUCAAGGAGCUGAAUAUUUUUUAAGAUCUAAUAAUAUAUAUAAAAAAAUGAGAAACCAGAAACAGCACAAUGUUAUCAUUGUACUGAAUUACCUUAUGCCCGAAGCUGUAUGUCUCUUGCAGUUCAUAUAGAAGAAGAAACAAAGCUAGAGGUAGAGAGUUAGAUUUUUACACAAUGAACGCUCUGGGUAAUAAAGUUAGGCCAAGCAUUGUUAUGAAUGUAAAUAUAUGUUGGUUGAUGGGUAGUCUAUUUUGAAUAUUGACAUUUGUAUUUGUAACACCUAAGUAUAGGCUCCUGUUUAGUGUUGUUCAGGUGGAUGCAACGAGAGAUCUGAUAGCUUAGAUCUGAUAGUUAUUAUUAUCAUAUUUAGGGGUGAAUAUGAAACAUAGAAGAUAUUUCCUCCUGAAAUGAUUUAUUCGGCAAUGUAUUGUUUUUUGUUUUUUUGUUUUACCGUUUGUUUUUGAAAAAUGUUUUUUGUUCAUCAUACAAUAUUCAGAAUAGGAACCCUCUGUUCUCAUGCCCUUUUUAUUUGUUAAUUUGUUUAAAUGUAAAGGUCUGAUAAUCUCUAUUAGAUUUGGAAGUGAUAAAAGCAUUGAGUGGCAACAGAACAAUCCAGUGUAAUAGAACCAUGCCUUGAUAAGGCUGAAAGAGUUAUGUUCGGUGUAUUUCUUAGUCGUGUACCUUUUUGUAAGUAAGUAAUCAAGGUGGAAGUCAAAUCACAGCCAGGUAUUACCAAGAACCAGCCAAUACAACAAUGCUUUCUUGCUUUUUCCACGACUGUAUGUGCUGCCAGUGCCUAUGCAACAACCUUCCCUCUUUUCCUGUCCUGUCAAGUCUUCCUGCAUAUGCUUGCUUGUUGUGAAAGGAAAGAAUUACUGGAGAAUAUUUGUUAAAUAUUUGUAAAUACUUUAGCCGCAAUUGGUGAUAGUGUUAUGUAUGUAAUCAGGUGCUUGCCAUUCACAACUUUUUUCAGUCUUGAGAAACUAUCACUUCAAAAAAAUUAUUUCAUUUAUUAGUUUAUUAGACUGUUGUUUGUAUUUAUUUUUUCUCAAGAUCUUUUUUAUUAUUCCUUUGCUAAAAUUCAUGUACAUUAUUGUUUGGAUUUCACAAGAAAUUCACUAUGGUAGAAGCACUGCUGUCCACCAAUUAUUUGGCUAAAAUUUUAAGUAUCCAUUUAUUUAUGCCACUGAAUAUCUUGAAGAAAGAUUACUUGAUACAUACUUGCUGUUCGGUUCAUUUCUAGAAAGCUUAAUAAUAUUGCAUACUAGCAAAUUCUUAAGGUAAAGGAAUAGGUUUUUACUCUUUAGAAGUAAAUAUGUAAAUUAUAAAUUGGUUUCCUUGGGUAACCUCUGUCAGUGACUGGAGAGUGGACAACACAAGCAGGCAAUGCAUGGGAAUGCAGUAGAUAUAGAUGACCUCAUUAGCACUGGGGUUGCUAGGACUCAUGUUCCUUCAAGUGGCAAACCUCAGUGGUUGUAUCUAUUAACAUAGCCUUUGAUAUGAAAAUACAAUAUCUUAAAACUGAUGAGGUAAAUAUAAGUCAUUUUUGAAUAAACAUAAAAAGAUGAUAA
This is a messenger RNA of Penaeus vannamei (Pacific white shrimp), 4547 nucleotides long. It is a transcript of the gene Moe, whose product is annotated as moesin. Gene Ontology annotation, biological process: regulation of cell shape; regulation of organelle assembly; positive regulation of early endosome to late endosome transport. The record is from RefSeq and is a predicted model, not a curated record. Gene Ontology annotation, molecular function: actin binding; cell adhesion molecule binding. Gene Ontology annotation, cellular component: plasma membrane; filopodium; microvillus. Lineage: Eukaryota; Metazoa; Arthropoda; Malacostraca; Decapoda; Penaeidae.